AUGGCAAUGACGCGGGUGUUCUCGGCUCUGGCGCGGGUGCUUCCUCUGUCCAGAGGCAGUCUACCAGCCCCUGGGCUUGGCGUGGCAUCCUGCAGACGCUUUUACAGAGGUGAUAGCCCCACAGAUUCCCAGAAAGACUUGAUUGAAAUCCCUUUGCCUCCAUGGGAGGAGCGCACUGACGAGAGCAUAGAAACCAAAAGAGCCCGCCUGCUCUAUGAGAGCAGAAAGAGGGGAAUGCUGGAAAACUGCAUCCUCCUCAGCCUCUUUGCUAAGGAGCAUCUGCACCACAUGACAGAGAAGCAGCUGAACCUCUAUGAUCGCCUGAUUAAUGAGCCCAGUAAUGACUGGGAUAUUUACUACUGGGCCACAGAAGCAAAACCAGCCCCAGAGAUCUUUGAAAAUGAAAUCCUGGCACUCCUCAGAGACUUUGCCAAAAACAGAAACAAGGAGCAGAGACUGCGUGCCCCAGAUCUCGAGUACCUCUUUGAAAAGCCACAGUGA
This is a messenger RNA of Elephantulus edwardii (Cape elephant shrew), 501 nucleotides long. RefSeq names its product succinate dehydrogenase complex assembly factor 2 (gene SDHAF2). Lineage: Eukaryota; Metazoa; Chordata; Mammalia; Macroscelidea; Macroscelididae. Gene Ontology annotation, biological process: protein-FAD linkage; mitochondrial electron transport, succinate to ubiquinone; tricarboxylic acid cycle. Gene Ontology annotation, cellular component: mitochondrion. Bases 1 to 501 code for a protein of 166 amino acids. The record is from RefSeq and is a predicted model, not a curated record. The transcript is spliced from 4 exons.